Molecule: messenger RNA, 1338 nt
Organism: Melanotaenia boesemani (Boeseman's rainbowfish)
Lineage: Eukaryota; Metazoa; Chordata; Actinopteri; Atheriniformes; Melanotaeniidae
Gene: tm4sf5
Product: transmembrane 4 L six family member 5
Exons: 5
Coding region: 155-757 (200 amino acids)
Cellular component (GO): membrane
Source: RefSeq, a predicted model, not a curated record
CUGAGUGCUUGUCAGGGGUGAGCUCCUCUCCCUCAUUCGUCACCUUUUUUGGUUUCACUCACUUACCCUGACUUCCUUUUGACGUGGAGAGGUAGAAAAGAAAGAAAAGUUUAUAAGAGUUAAAUUGUUAGGGUGAGACACCAAAGCUGAAACCAUGUGUUGUACUGGAAAGUGCGCCCGCCUAGUGGGCCUGAUCCUGCUGCCUUCAGCCUUCAUCUGCAUGAUCUCAAACCUGCUGCUGUUCUUUCCUGACGGGAAAAAUCUGGACAGUGAUCAGAUCUCCACGCAAGUCUGGCUCAUGGGGGGGAUCAUCGGAGGAGGCCUGUUUAUGCUGUGCCCAAGCUGCUCGGCUAUCAGGGCCGGGGGCAAGGGUUGCUGUGGAAAAGGUUGCUGUGGUAACCGUUGCAGGAUGCUGAACUCUGUUUUCUCCUCUGCUUUUGGUCUUAUUGGAGCUAUUUACUGUACCAGCGUGGCCUCGGCCGGUUUGGCUGUUGGACCCAAAUGCCAGGUGGCUGCUGAAAGCUGGAAGUACCCCUUUGAAAACUUGGAGAGUGGCAGCUACCUUACAAACCAGACUUUGUGGUCAAUUUGCGAGUUCCCCGAAAAUGCAGUGAUGUGGCAUGUCGUGUUGUUCGCUAUAAUCCUGUGUAUGGGCAUGCUGCAACUGGUUCUCUGUGGCAUCCAAGUGGUCAACGGCUGCAUGGGCUGCAUCUGCGGGGACUGUCGGGACAGCAAAGAUGAUGAUAGCGGACUGUGAAGUUUAAGAAGAGGAUCCUGAAGAAAUCUGCCUUAAUCAAAAUCUCUGUGAAUAUGCUUGUUGAGAUUUCCUUUUGAUGCUUUUUAGAUAUGUUAAAACUUUACUCCAUUAUUUUGUAAAUUUUAACGUUCCUGUGAGUGUUUCCUAAAUUUUUUCUUUUUUUUUUUCUUUUCUUUUCUUUUAUUUUUUGGUUUGAAAACAUUUACUCUACCAACCAAAAAUUUACGAAUGAAGCAUCCACGUGAGGAGUGUAAGGAUCAUAUUUCGUCUGUACGAAAUUGUAUUUUUUUCUAAAGAUAUACACUGUGGACGUGACAACACCAUAAAAACUGUAGCUGAAUGAAAAAUAUACCGAGGUAAUGUCCAUCAUCACUAUUCCGCAGUAAGUUUCAUCUACUUGCAUUUAUGAUUAGCGGCAGGAUGGAAAAAAUAGUUUACAGACUUGCUGGACUUUGCAAGCUUGACAAGGUUUCUUAUGAAAUAGAUAGUUGUUAGCUUGUGAAAACUGAUAGAAAUUCCAUUUGAAAUGACUUGUAUAUGAAUAUGUUCUGCAAAGUAAAAAUUAUGCUAUAACCAGAUAA